Messenger RNA from Branchiostoma belcheri (Belcher's lancelet), 1495 nucleotides. RefSeq lists its product as uncharacterized. Lineage: Eukaryota; Metazoa; Chordata; Leptocardii; Amphioxiformes; Branchiostomatidae. The record is from RefSeq and is a predicted model, not a curated record. Bases 607 to 1098 code for a protein of 163 amino acids. The transcript has a single exon.
AGGCGGGGACAGGAUUUGACAGAACAGAUUGUCCGACGAUGGAUGGUCCGGCUUAGCGGCGGAGGAAAGAAGAAUUGACACGGGGAAGAAGGCAGGUCAGUGCCGAUUCGUUCUCAGUAGCGCGCGGUGAGUGCUCAGAAGAGACAGCACGAAACGGCCUCUGCCUCGCGCUGUGACUUUGAACUUUUCAAAAAUCAACCGUCAAGCUCUUGAAGGCCGUCUUCUCCUCCACUGGCGUUGCUAUUAAUAGAGGAGCGGGACGUUAUUUUAGACCAGGCACGUCAUCGAUCGAGCGUCACCUUUGCUCGGCAGGGCGCGGGCUCAGGGUUACUAACGAGGGACACGGGAGAGCUCAUCAGCCGCCGCCCGACCGACAGGUGGUUUGGAGCGCGGCGGGGCAAAACAACGGAGCCGCUCAUGGAUAAAAGGAGCACAGGUGGACAGGACUGUCUCUGAAAGCUCUUUAACGCUCACAGAGACAAGCUUUUAAAAGCUCUGUGCAUAUUCUCUGUCAUAUGGACACUUAGAGCAUUCCGCGGAGGGAGCACAUAUCGAGUUUUGAUUGUUAAAAUUCCUAAACGAACUGGUAGAAGGCAGAUUAGCACAAUGGACAAGGUACGCUACUGUAUGGAAGCGCUGGCGGGUAGUUACUCGCCCUUUGAGCAGCGGCCCGAGGGGAGACUCAUGCACAGGAAGAUCGACAUGUGUGCGUUUGACAGCAGCUCGGACUCGGAGGGAGGUGGGAACUCUCCCGGGCCACCCUCUCCCACCUCCCCGUCCACUCUCCACCAGCUGUACGACCGGCAGGUGUGCGCGGAGUGCGCGGCGCUGCUCCACUCCUCCAAGCCGCCCGCCUGUUGGAACAUCAUCCACCUGUUCUGUGCCGGCUGCCUGGAGCGGAUGCCGGCGCGGGACGCCCUGCGAGCCCGGAUCCGGAUCGACCUGGGCCUGAAGCUGGUGUGUCCGGACUGCGGGGGGACCGAGGAGGCGCCCGGGGAGUGGGUGGACACGUACAGCGUCACCAGCCGCCUGCCCAAACUGCACGACGUUUCUCCGCCAGGACUAGGCAGAAGAAAGCGAUUCUUCCGACGCCGCUGAUUCAACGAAGCAACCAUAUGUCAAAAAGAUAAGAUAUAACGAACGGAGGCAUUUGUCACGAAUGACAUUAUGGACUCGGCGUUUAGAAACGGUUUUCAGAACGAUUAUCAAUGGUUUCUUCUCCCUUCCACAGGAUAGGGACAGAUCAUUGAUUAGACCAGAUAGAUCGGUGGGUACAAAUUUCAUUACCGUUUGCUGACAGUGACGGAUGCCGCUAACAUUGCUCUUGUAUAAUUUACCUUUGGUUGUGGUGGCAGAACAUCCAGCAAGAUCACGUUUACAGAUAACAAAUUGAUUAUGAUAGAUCCCUUUACAUUAAUCCGAUCACAUUUCUUUUGGAUCUAUUUGUUAGUUACGUCGUUACAUCUUAAGCAGUGUAUAUUUUUCCUACCACCGA